This is a messenger RNA of Megachile rotundata (alfalfa leafcutting bee), 5698 nucleotides long. RefSeq names its product guanylate cyclase 32E. Gene Ontology annotation, molecular function: peptide receptor activity; protein kinase activity; adenylate cyclase activity. Gene Ontology annotation, cellular component: plasma membrane. The record is from RefSeq and is a predicted model, not a curated record. NCBI's taxonomy places the organism in Eukaryota, Metazoa, Arthropoda, Insecta, Hymenoptera, Megachilidae. Gene Ontology annotation, biological process: protein phosphorylation; receptor guanylyl cyclase signaling pathway; intracellular signal transduction.
CGCCGGUUUCACGUCGUUUUUCUCGCACCGGCGGGACGAUCCUUUCGAUUCAAAUCGUUCUCUACAAAUCAGCCGUUUCAAUAGUGUUUCAAUUGCUCGGAAGCUCUCGAUGUUCCACAUGAAGUGUGUCGGAAAAAGUUGAGAAAAUAGCGUCGGUGGUUUUCAUUUGUUUGAUUUACCGUAGCGAUUACGGGCCCACAUUCUUGCACGCUCCCGUCUCGCGUGGACCACGCGGCAAGCCGCGAAUUUCAAUUACGGGAUUCUAGUUCGUUGCCACCAGGAAUGCUUUAAUUCCUUCACCGUUAUCGCGAUCAACUGUUGUUCUGUUGCUCCAUGGGCAGGCUCACGAGCUGUUUUCUAGGAAUGAAAUUCCGUGUGUCGGUCCAGUUGCCGGUGUUCGACAACGCCUGAGAGAACGGGACUCUCGAGACAGAGUAAUUAAACGGGAAUACGACGAACGAGGUUUCGUGACUGGGCAUGCUACUGGCAAACGCGGAGAGGGCUUGUCUGUUACUAACGGCGAUCCACGUUUUACUCGGUGAUAAGGGCACCGACGCGGAGACCUUCACCCUCGGAUAUAUCACCGGCUCGAAAAGACGCCCAGGCGACUUGGAGUAUCAGCGCCCUGGUUACCGGAUAUCCGGCGCUAUAUCACUCGCCGUGGAAGAGGUGAACGCAGGUGAGUUAGGUCGACGCGGACAUAAGCUUGAUUUCCUGGUCGCGGAAACUUAUGGGGAAGAGGAGACCAGCAUCUUGAUGACUGCAGAUCUUUGGACGAAGAACGUCAGCGGUUACAUCGGUCCCCAGGAAACCUGCGUUCACGAGGGUAGAAUGGCUGCCGCGUUUAAUCUCCCCAUGAUAUCUUACUUUUGCACGCAUCGCGAGUCCUCCAACAAAAAGGAGUUUCCCACGUUCGCCAGAACCAGACCGCCGGACACGCAGAUCUCCAAAUCUGUCGUUGCUGUCUUGAUGGCGUUCAAUUGGACCAAAGUGACGUUCAUGUACAUGAACUCUACGCUGUUCGAGUUCAAUAAGAUGUCCACGGUCGCGGAGACGAUUCUGUCGUCCUUCGAGGCUGCAGGCGUGACUGUAAACUUUCUUCGAUGCUGGGAAGAACCGUAUCACGUCACACACAUGACCAAUCCGUUCCACCGGCACGUCAGCGAGACGUAUAGAGAAACUCGAAUUUACGUGAUUCUAGGGAAUUAUUACGAGCACAUGGGGCUGCUGAUGGCUCUGGAGGAAAAGAAGCUGUUGGAAAAAGGAGAAUACUGGGUGGUCGGCGUGGACAUCGAGCAGUACGAUGAGAAACGGCCGGACAAAUACUUUCGUGGUUUAUGGCAGAAAAAGACCAACUCCUCCAUUUUAAGGGCAUAUAGAAGCUAUUUCAGCGUGGUCGCGUCCGCACCGAUCUAUUCGAGAAACUUCACGAGGCAGGUGAACGAGUACAGACAGAAACCACCCUUCAACUUCAGCAACCCUCUUGCGAACGUCGGGGGAAUCGUUCAGAUCGUGCCAGAGACGGCGUAUCUGUACGACGCGGUGCACCUCUACGAAAGAUCAUUGCUGAAGGCUUUGGACGAGAAUCGAGAUCCACGAAAUGGUCGGGAAAUGGUAGCCACUCUUUACGGUGUUCAUUACCAAAGCGCCAUGGGGUACAUGGUUUAUAUGGACGAAAACGGAGAUGCUGAAGGCAAUUACACUCUGAUUGCGUUGGACAAUCGGCCGACAAAAGGACACGGUUUAUACCCUAUAGCGUAUUUCGUGGGGAAAGAGAACGGCACGAACCUGCCAAAACUCCGAUUGACGAGAGAUAUUUCGUGGGUCGGCGAUGGCCCACCUAUCGCGGAACCUUAUUGCGGAUACCACGGCGAGAAAUGUACCUCUCACACGGGAGAGAUCGUGGGUGGCAUAGCCGGAGGAUUUCUGCUGAUCAUCGCUGCGGUGCUACUGGUGCUCUACAGAAACUGGAAGUACGAGCAGGAGCUGGAUUCCCUGCUCUGGAAGGUGAACUACAAAGACAUUCAGAUCAAAGAGCAGAAAGAGGAAUCGGCGGCAGCCACCGAGGCGUCUACCAAAUGCAAUACCAAGACGACGACCCAGCCUAUUGUGCGGACCAGCCAAGUUUCCCUGAGCUCGAAUCCGGACGCUGAUUUCCGAUAUUCCAUGAUUUACACGCAAAUUGGCGUCUAUAAGGGACGGAUAUUCGCCGUGAAGAAGGUCCGCAAGAAAUCGAUCGAGAUUACCCGCGAGAUGAAGAAGGAGUUGAAAGUGAUGCGUGACUUGCGACACGAUAAUUUGAACGCUUUCAUCGGGGCCUGUACCGACCCGCCGAACAUAUGCAUCGUCGUCGAAUAUUGCGCACGCGGCAGUCUCAAGGACAUUUUGGAGAACGAAGACAUGAAGCUGGAUAACAUGUUCAUGGCGUCCUUGGUCGGCGACAUAAUCAGGGGUAUGAUCUAUCUGCACGAGUCCGUCAUCAAGUAUCAUGGCGCGCUAAGCACUUCGAACUGUUUGGUGGAUUCGAGAUGGGUCGUGAAAUUGGCUGACUUUGGACUGCACGAAUUUAAAAAGGAUGCUGAAUGUGAGCCAUGCGACGUGAUGAAGAAAUAUCAUGGUUUACUCUAUCGAGCCCCCGAAUUGCUGAGAUCGAAUAAAGCUCAAGAACCAGUUGCGCGCGACUACCAGAGAGGAGACGUUUAUUCGUUCGGGAUAGUGUUGUACGAGCUCCAAGGACGACACGGUCCGUUUGGAAUCAUAGAACUGUCCGACUCAGAGAUACUGAAGAAGGUGAUAGCUAGUGAACCGGGCGUCGAACCGUUCAGACCACCGUUGAGCCAAUUGGAGAACUGUUUCCAUUUCGUGCGCGAUUGUCUGAUAGAGUGCUGGGCCGAGGAUCCUGAGACUCGUCCGGACUUUAAGGUCAUACGGAACAAGCUGCGGCCGUUGAGGAAGGGCAUGAAGCCAAAUAUAUUUGACAACAUGAUGGCCAUGAUGGAGAAAUAUGCGAAUAAUCUGGAAGCGCUGGUCGACGAACGAACGGACCAAUUGACGGAGGAGAAGAAAAAAACAGACGCCUUGCUUUAUGAAAUGUUACCGCGAUACGUCGCCGAGCAAUUAAAGCGAGGACACAAAGUCGAAGCUGAGAAUUUCGACUGCGUCACUAUAUACUUUAGCGACAUUGUCGGCUUCACCGCCAUGUCCGCCGAAAGUACACCUUUGCAGGUGGUGGACUUUCUGAACGAUCUCUACACCUGCUUCGACUCCACCAUAGAAAAUUAUGACGUGUACAAAGUCGAGACCAUUGGCGAUGCUUACAUGGUGGUAAGCGGUCUACCGAUACGAAACGGUAUUCAGCACGCGGGAGAAAUUGCCAGUAUGUCCUUGUGUCUGCUGGAUGCCAUUAAACAAUUUACCAUUCGACAUAGGCCGCUGGAUAAGCUGCAACUGCGAAUCGGUAUACAUUCCGGGCCCGUGUGUGCCGGUGUCGUGGGUCUAAAAAUGCCCCGUUACUGUCUGUUCGGCGACACGGUGAACACGGCUAGUCGAAUGGAAUCCACGGGAUCGCCGUUAAAAAUCCACUGCAGUAGCGAAACGAAGCACCUACUGGAUCAGCUGGGUGGAUUCAGCGUGGUGGAAAGAGGCCUGGUAUCCAUGAAAGGAAAAGGCGAGCGUCUGACCUACUGGUUGAUCGGCGAAGACCCGAUGUUGAGGGAAGAACGAAACAGGGAGCGAGAAAAUCGGCGCAGCGGUUACGGGAAAAGGAACAAUGCCGGAAAUCCCCUAAUACCUCGAAGUUCUCUGAAGAACAAGUCCUUAGUGAGGUCAACUUUCAUAAGGUGUUCCAGCGAGUCGCCGAAGCGUCUGCGUUUCGCCAGCUCCGAUCAGUUGGAUCAGAAGUGUUCCAGAACGAACAGCCAAUUGGAAGCGAUAGUCGACAACAGUCCGUGCAAACCGAAAAAUUCUUGCGCGAACAGGUUAUCGUGCGUGGAGAACUGGAGGUCGUCCAGUAAUUCUUGUCCGUGCGUCGAACAGCUCGGGGAGCAAGAAAGGCACAUAGACGCGAAGGAUUUGGCUGAAAAUCGACUGCAUUGCGAUAGUAGAAAUGGACCGCUUCCUAACAGCUGGGGAAUCGGAAACGAACACUAUUUUCCAUCAACCGGAGCCAAGAACUUCCGCUUGGGAUCGACUGGACUCACGCAGACAACUUGUAGAUCAGCACCGAGCAGCCCCAGACACAGCAGUCUGGUCUUAAAUUGUCAGAAGAGAGCGGCUCAGUCGAACGAAGAGAUUGACGGAUGGGACGCUACCGUACCAUUGAUUUAUUAUCCGACAGAACGAUUGGAUUAAGGAACUCUCGUCGACGAUUGAAGAAUCAGUGAUUUAGGGAGCCUCGAGUUUAGAGAAGUGUUUGUGACAUCGAUCACGGUAACCUUGGAAUCGAUGGUGGAGACGAAGGUCAAUCAAUUUAUAGGCAUAACGAAGUGUGAAUGUGGUUGUUUUGAGGUUGUUGAGUUAAUUUUGAGUUAAUGGAGUCACUGAACACUGCGAUUCUUCGUUGAUUACGGAAAUUCGGGGACACGAGAUAGGAAAUGAUUGGAAAUAUCGAUCGCUAAACAGCAGCUGAAUGGCAUCAAGUCGACAUCGACGCGUAUUAUUAUUGUACGUGAGUAUCGAUGCUAUUGUUAUUUGUAAACUAGAUUUAAUUAAGCAGACGUAUCGGUGUUGAUUCGAUGCCGUUCGCGUCGAUAAAUGGACGCAUUUAUUCAAUCGUACUCUCGAUGAUCCUUCAAUCGGACGAAGCUAUUUUAUUUCCAAAGCGAUGUUUACAUUAAGCAAUUUUUGUUUAGCCAAUCGAACUCAAUUUGCAUUCUAAUUCAAUUUCCACGUUCUUUUUCCGUCCACAGCUGUUACAAAACCAUGUCAACUCGAUUGAUUCGCUGUAACUUGAUUAAAUUUCAACUUGAUUGAAAUCCCGUUAACCAAAAACUGAGCAAUGUAAACAUCACUUCGACUCGACAAUCAUUUUUUCGUAACCGUGUACGGUCGAUGUUUCAUACAGGACUGGUCAAUUAACGAACAAUUAGCCGGUGAACAGCGUACAAUAUACAACAUGAUUUUCCUCUCGCUAGUACACGUUGUACCAAAGCACACCGCACGUACAAACGAACAUAACGGACAUAUUUAUAUACGGUAAGCUCUCGUUAUAUUGCCGUAUGAAGGCGGGGGUAUAGCGAGAGUUGGGUGUUACACGGACUACGAAGGGAGAAUAUGAAAGGGGAAAUACAAGGUCUAGAAAGGCUCCCUUUUAAUUAACGGAAGUCUACGUUGCACCCAGCGUACCUUAUUUAUAGCAUACGUAACUUGUGCACGGAAAGCAGCACGUAACGGUAUAUUCCACGCAUUAGCUUAGACAAUCAAGAAGGCUCGUGCUUUAUAUUAUGCGUAAGUGUCACUCUAGUCAAUUUGUUUAAGUUCGAACGCAUUCGUUCGAUUUUCUCGGAAGAAUCCUCAUCCUAACUUACCCUAGCAUUUAACCGUGUCAUUAAUCACCGGCGGUUUUUUAGUACUUAAGAGAACUAUUUAUAGAGUAAUAUAUAACGUCGACAAUUUAAUGCGUACUUAUGAAUCGUUAUGAAACUCUCCGACGAUAACGUGUAUUCUUCCGUGCUUAAGAGAUCCGUCGUGCACGGCACAC